CUUUCCGACACCUACUGUAUUUUUCGGUGAGGGUGUGGGAGUUGGGGAGAGAGUGAGCUAAUACCCGGGUUGUCAGUAUGAGAGGGGAGGAGAGAGAGGGCGAGGGUAAAGGGGAUGGAGUCGGUGGGUAAAAAUGAAGGGGUGGGGGGAAAGGAGGUGAGUAUAAAAGCCUUGCUGUGAGGAAUUAGGAAAUAUUCCUCGGGAGAAAAUACACACAGAGAGAUAUUCCCAAGACUUCUCACUCCAUAAUUAUCUUUCACGACAGCCAGAUAAACAAGCCCCAGGAUGAGGAGCCUCCUUCAGUGUCUGGCACUCUGUGCUGCGGUUUCUUUCUGCCUCAGCUAUGACUCUAAUGAAAGCACAGAAUCCGCAGAAGAUCUGUUUGUGCCUCCAAACCAAGCCAACUCGUUCAUCUCGCCACAGAGGGGAAACGUAUACAACCCGUCCAGAGGGAACAACCAUUACAACUUCGUGAGGAAGAUAAAGUCUCCAGCGGAGAGGCGAGCAGAGACCUGCGAGGACUACUCUCCGUGCCGCUUCUACGCCUUUCGCCACGGCUUCCAGCAGGCCUACCAAAGAUACUUUGGCUUCCAAAAUCCACCCCAGAGACCAGCUGGGACUCGCCGGUACUAAACAGAAAAUGAUCUCUCAGUCAAAUGCAGAAUUAUCAUUAUCGUCUGGGAAUGAAUACGCGUUCCUUCACUCCCCAUAUCACUUUUUCUAUAAUUUAUGUGGUUGUUUUUGUGGCUUCUUCUGGAUGUGAAAUGAAUCCGAGAAGAAAACACUUUUUUUUUUAGAAACAGAGGCAUCCAGUGUGCCUCCCAACUCAUCAUUAUACACAAAUUCAUGGCUCAUCUCUUGUGUAAUCUCAGGAUAACUUUUAUCCACUAUUAUCAAACCUUCGCAGCAUUCGUCUGCUUCGUGUGCUAUGCACGAAUCAGGUGUUUUGCUCACUAUCCACUAACCGUUUCUUACAGUAUCCACCUAUUUAUCCAGGCCAGCACUGCUGUCAGUGAUUAUUUUCAUUGCUUUAAAAAAAAAAAGAAUAAAAUUCACUUCAUUGCGGUUUGUCUUAA
This is a messenger RNA of Etheostoma spectabile (orangethroat darter), 1076 nucleotides long. It is a transcript of the gene mgp, whose product is annotated as matrix Gla protein. Gene Ontology annotation, cellular component: extracellular region. The record is from RefSeq and is a predicted model, not a curated record. Gene Ontology annotation, molecular function: calcium ion binding. Lineage: Eukaryota; Metazoa; Chordata; Actinopteri; Perciformes; Percidae. The transcript is spliced from 5 exons. Bases 286 to 633 code for a protein of 115 amino acids.